AUGACACAUCAAUUUACUUUUAUUAAAGAUAGUAUUUAUCAUUCUACUGGAGUUUUUGAAUAUAAUGAUGAAUAUUGGGUUGCUCAUUUAAAAGGAGAGGAUCUUAAAGUUUCAUGGAAGAAUAUUACUGCACUAUCAUUAGAGUAUCGUGUUUAUAAGGAUGGGAAAUUCUUUAUUGAAUUAGAAGAAAGACAAUUAGUAAAAUCUCACAAUUUACGAUGUAUCUACUUUUAUUUUGAAAGAAAAGAUUUCUAUGAACUAGAAAAUUUUAUUUAUGAACAUAAGUUGAGUAAAUUACCCCAUCCAAAUCAUUACCAGAUGGAAUACCCAUUUGUAAAAAUUUAUUCAAAACAUAUGAGACAAGUACUAAACUUUUUAACAGCAGUAAUGAAUACAUUAAUGUUUUUAGUAUUAUUUGCUAAGUUAUACAAUUUUAUUGAUAAAAAGACUGGUGGAUUAACUCGUUUACAAAAUGAACUUUUAUUAUUAAUGGAUUGGUUCUCAGAAAGAAUUCCGACUACUUCAUUUCUUGUGAGUCUUCCAUUUUUACCUUGGAAAUAUAUCUUUUAUUUUCUUCGUUAUUUAGUUAAUUCAUUAGAUGAAAUUUCACUUAUUAUCUUCUAUACUACUACAAUGUUAAUUUAUGUCUUUAGUUAUUGGAGAGGAAUUGUUUCAACAUUGAAAUUAUUCUUAAACUUAAUCCUUUUAUUGAAACGUUUAUGUAAUAAAAUUAAAGAGAUUAUUAUUGCUAAAAAACAACAAAAUGAAAUUAAACAAGAAUAA
Entamoeba dispar SAW760 is the source of this 783-nucleotide messenger RNA. RefSeq lists its product as uncharacterized. The record is from RefSeq and is a predicted model, not a curated record. Bases 1 to 783 code for a protein of 260 amino acids. Lineage: Eukaryota; Evosea; Mastigamoebida; Endamoebidae. The transcript has a single exon.